GAGCCUGACAUAUUUGUAUACCUGCUAUAAGCAACGACCUGGAAAAAACUCCCCUGCCGACAAGGUUGACCUAACAAUGAUAAACCUGUUCUCGAGAGGAGGACUGAGGAAAAGGGAUAGUCAUAGAGCAGAUGUUCCCACAACGUAAAGGACGAUAGAUGACACAAGGGCGUGAUCACGUAACAGGCUUACAUUUACUGUCGGACACCGGGCCGGGUUCUUGUUCAAGGUUUAUAAUCAGCCUCAAUGAAUUGCACUUACAAAGGCUGUUUCUUUAUGUGCGUGGUGACAUGUUUGGCUGCUGUAGCUUUCUAUUUGAGAAUGACUCAAUCAUUGGAUGUGUUUGUCGUGGAAAGUUUGAUGUCAACAACACCUAACGUGAAACAAGUAUCCCUCUUAGAAGUCUCUCAAAAGCACCCCCUCGUGCUUCAUUGGCAGAGUGUGAAGAUUACGUCAGCAGGUUCACAAAACCGAACAGUAAAGCGUAUUGUGUGGAUGAACGUUCCAGCCUGGUUGAACACUGCAAAAUCCUUCGACCACUGUAAGGUUCGUUCGUGUGAAAUAAGUACGAACGAGGCACUCAUUUCAUCAGCUGAUGCUGUGAUUGUCCAUGGUGUGGGUUUGCCUGCUUCAAAACACCCAAACAACAACAUGGGCCAGGUGUGGAUUAUGUAUGGAUGGGAAUCACCUCUUCACUAUUUUUCAAACACGAUUUUCCGUUCUGAUUGGAAUGGACGUUUUAACUGGACAUUGACGUACCGUUUGGAUUCGGAUAUACCCUUUCCUUACAAUAGGAUCUUGUAUACAGGAGGCACUGUGAAUAUAAGUGAUGUUCUAAGACGAAAAAGCCGAUCAAUAGCUUGGUUUGUUAGUAACUGUGGUACACCGUCAAAGAGGGAAGUGUAUGUUCAAGAACUGCGAAAACAUAUCGAUGUCGACAUUUAUGGCGCCUGCAGGUAUAACAAGAGCUUUGACUGCCCGAAAGAAAUGUCCCUCGGGUGUCUUAGUCUCCUAAACACCACGUAUAGGUUUUAUCUUUCGUUUGAAAACUCCUUAUGUAAAGACUAUAUCACAGAAAAGUUCUACAACACGUUCAUGACUUCAGCUAUUCCCAUCGUUCGUGGAGGCGCUGACUAUGCACGUCUUCUGCCAGAAGGAACCUUUAUCAAUACGGCAUCAUUUGACAGUCCCAAGAGUUUGGCAAACUAUAUCAAAUAUUUGGAGAGAAAUGAGACAGCUAUAGGAGAUAUUCUUGCUAAGAAGCACAAAUAUGAAUACAUUCAUUCAGCAAGUACGGAGUUUGAUUGGAGGUGUCAGUUGUGUUCCAAGUUACAUGGUAAUAUUACGAGAAAGCAUUACACAGAUAUGAAACAGUGGCUUGUGACUGGGAAAUGCAUAAGCCGGCCCAAAGAUCUGCCGUGAUGACUGGUAUUGUAAGAAACUUGUCACCAGAUAUCAUAACGACAGCAGUUGUUCUCACUCAAUUCUUGGACCACACCAAUUUUAGAACAUUAUCUUAUCUGUGAUGUUUUACUAACUCACAUGAUUAAUUUGGCGACUGAGGGUGAUCGCCAAUACAGGCGACCUUACUGAUGUGUUUGAACCGAUCGAAAAGGCGACGUUCUUUGUCCGUCACUCGUAGACAUAGAUCUGUAGAUUAGAUGCUGUAUAUUAAACGUUUAUGCAUUCUUCA
Molecule: messenger RNA, 1693 nt
Organism: Haliotis rubra (blacklip abalone)
Lineage: Eukaryota; Metazoa; Mollusca; Gastropoda; Lepetellida; Haliotidae
Product: glycoprotein 3-alpha-L-fucosyltransferase A-like
Exons: 2
Coding region: 247-1422 (391 amino acids)
Cellular component (GO): membrane
Molecular function (GO): alpha-(1->3)-fucosyltransferase activity
Source: RefSeq, a predicted model, not a curated record